UGCACAUCAAAAAUCGGAACACACUGCGUUCUCCAUGGUUCAUCGUAUUUGUCGUUGCCGCUAAAAAGCGUAAAGAGUCGUUGCGAAAUUCGGAUUUCGGGCUUAGGAAGUGCCAAGGCAUUCGAACCUACGAUUUAAUGUCAGGCAUCGCGAUCGCCAGACUCGCUGAGGAGAGAAAAGCAUGGAGGAAAGACCAUCCAUUUGGCUUUGUAGCUCGGCCUACAAAAAAUCCAGAUGGAACACUUAAUUUGAUGAGCUGGGAAUGUGCUAUACCUGGAAAGAAAACUACUCCAUGGGAAGGCGGGCUGUACAAGUUGCGAAUGAUAUUCAAAGACGACUAUCCUUCCAGUCCGCCAAAAUGCAAAUUCGAGCCCCCACUUUUUCAUCCUAAUGUUUACCCUUCUGGUACUGUAUGCCUAUCUCUCCUAGAUGAAGAAAAGGACUGGCGACCAGCCAUAACAAUCAAGCAAAUCUUGCUAGGAAUCCAAGAUUUACUUAAUGAACCAAACGUUAAAGAUCCCGCCCAAGCAGAAGCUUACACUAUUUACUGCCAGAAUCGUUUGGAAUAUGAAAAACGAGUGAAGGCGCAGGCAAGAGCAAUGGCACCGCAAGAAUAAAAAACACGAACGUUCCACCUACCACAAAGCAAAACUUUAUUUUCUAAGCCUGCAACAAAUAUAAUAUAACAUAAUGCAAACUAUAUACAAAUAAUUUUUCCCCCACUUACAAUUUACAUGACCAUAAAAGUUGCAUACAUAUACAUAGGUAAGUAUAAACAGAAUCAUCAUUUUAUUUUCUUCUAUGUAUAAUUAUCAAUGAAAUUGUUUAUUAUCAACGAGUGCUCGAUAUCAGUGAGAUUAUCUUCUGCCUGAUAAAUUAAUAAUUAUCCUAUUCGAAAUCCAUGCCAAGGACAAUUAUCCUUCAUUAUAUAAUGUACAUGUAAGAAAAGAGGAAAAAAUGUGUUACACAUCGUUAGACUUAUAAUGACUCUAUGCGCAAACCGAAGAUCAGGUUUUGCAGAUGUAAAUCUAACCAUGAUUAUACUAUAAAAUUAUUCUAGGAAGCUGAGUCGAUUAAUGUUUGUCUCUAAGUAUUUAUACUCGAUGUAUCCAAUAAAAUUUGUGUAAAAAUAG
Messenger RNA from Neodiprion fabricii, 1133 nucleotides. It is a transcript of the gene lwr, whose product is annotated as SUMO-conjugating enzyme UBC9-B. The transcript has 5 exons. Bases 138 to 617 code for a protein of 159 amino acids. Gene Ontology annotation, cellular component: nucleus. Gene Ontology annotation, biological process: protein sumoylation. The record is from RefSeq and is a predicted model, not a curated record. Gene Ontology annotation, molecular function: SUMO conjugating enzyme activity. Lineage: Eukaryota; Metazoa; Arthropoda; Insecta; Hymenoptera; Diprionidae.